UGUUGUCCACCCUUCUCACACCAGCACCAAGCUUUUUUUUCCUCCUUAUUAUUACAACCUCAAAUUCUCAGAAGCCAUGGUGGUAAACCUCUCUCCCUCUCCACCUUCACAUUCCAGUUCUAUCAUCAGAUUGGCCAAUUCAAAGUCACCCAUCUCAGAACCUUCCUUCAAGCACAGGACCCUCUUCCCCAAACCACUUUUUUCUCCUUCAUUUGCUUCCCCCAGAUUGAACUUCACUUGCAAGAAGCAUUUUUUGCAUGGGAAUAGCAGGAGCACGGUGGAUUUUAGGACCUGGUCUAUUGCUGGAUUUGAUUAUGGGAACUUUGAGGGUCCUCAAUCUGUUCUUGAGGCUGCUGCAGUGUUGACAGCUAUCAUUGUUGUUCAUGAGAGCGGUCACUUUCUUGCUGCUUCUCUCCAAGGAAUCCAUGUGAGUAAGUUUGCUGUUGGGUUUGGUCCAAUUUUAGCUAAGUUCAAUGCAAACAAUGUAGAAUAUUCCAUCAGAGCUUUUCCUCUUGGUGGCUUUGUGGGGUUCCCUGAUAAUGACCCAGAGAGUGAUAUUCCUGUUGAUGAUGAAAACUUGCUUAAGAAUAGACCAAUAUUGGAUAGGUUGAUUGUGGUAUCAGCAGGUGUUAUUGCCAAUGUAAUUUUUGCAUUUGUUAUUAUCUUUGUUCAAGUCCUUUCUGUUGGUUUGCCCGAGCAAGAGGUUUUCCCUGGAGUGAUUGUGCCUGAAGUUAGACCCUUUUCAGCUGCUUCUAGAGAUGGGUUGCUUGCUGGUGAUGUGAUCAUUGAAGUCAAUGGAAGUGAGUUUCCUAAGUCAGGUCCUAAUUCUGUUUCUGAAGUUGUUGAUGUCAUCAAGAAGAACCCUAAGAAAUAUGUUUUGCUCAAGGUCAAGAGGGGGGGAGAGAACUUUGAAAUUGGGGUCACCCCAGAUGAGAAUUUUGAUGGAACUGGCAAAAUUGGAGUUCAGCUAGCCCCAAAUGUGAGGAUAGCUAAGUCUGCUAGUAAGGUUUCAGGUCCUGUAGCCAUUAUUGCUGUUGGUGCUGAAGUUGCGCGAUCAAACAUCGAUGGUCUCUUCCAAUUUGCAGCCAUUCUCAAUAUUAACCUUGCUGUUAUCAACCUUCUUCCUUUACCAGCUUUAGAUGGGGGUACAUUGGCUUUAAUUCUCAUUGAGGCUGCAAGGGGUGGGAGAAAGCUACCUCUAGAAGUGGAGCAACGGAUCAUGUCCUCGGGAAUUAUGCUUGUUAUUAUUCUUGGGUUAUUCCUUAUCAUUCGAGACACCCUAAACCUUGAUAUUAUCAAAGAUAUGUUGUAAUUAUUGUGAAUUCUCAGUAAUAGUUGGCUUUGAAAAAUAUUUCAUGAUUCUCAUCAGCGUAGCUGUAGCACCAGUGUUGUAGCCAGUGGUAGAUCUGUAGAGUAGACAAGAUCAUUUUAAAUUAUUGAGGUAAGUUUCUUCCUCCAAGGAUGUUGUGUGAGAGACAU
This is a messenger RNA of Abrus precatorius (Indian licorice), 1479 nucleotides long. RefSeq names its product membrane metalloprotease ARASP, chloroplastic. Gene Ontology annotation, molecular function: protein binding; metalloendopeptidase activity. The transcript is spliced from 2 exons. Bases 77 to 1312 code for a protein of 411 amino acids. The record is from RefSeq and is a predicted model, not a curated record. Lineage: Eukaryota; Viridiplantae; Streptophyta; Magnoliopsida; Fabales; Fabaceae. Gene Ontology annotation, biological process: proteolysis. Gene Ontology annotation, cellular component: membrane.